CAAAAACAAAAAGUCCAAGAAGAAUAAUCGAAAAGACGACAACUUUGAAAUAAAUAAAAAACUCAAUGGCAAUGAUCAUUCUAAUAAAAAAGUAAGAUUUGAUAAUGAUGACGAUGAAUUAAUGAAGAUUACUAAAUUGGAUUUGUUUGAGGACAAUAAUAAUAAUGCUGGAAACGAUAUUCAAGAAGAAAACCUUUCGACUUUUGAAAAGCAACAAAAAUUGAUUCAGGCUCAAAUUGAACAAUUAGAAGAGGAAGCUUUAGAGAAAAAAAAAUGGACACUUGGAGGUGAAUCUUCAGUUAAGAAUAGACCAGCAGACUCUUUACUAGAAGAAGAAUUAGAAUUUGAAAGGACUUCCAAACCUGUUCCAAUAAUCACUCAAGAAGUUACUGAAUCAAUCGAAGAUAUGAUUCGUCGUCGUAUCAAGGAAGCCAAUUUUGAUGAUAUACCCAAAAGAUUGCCUAUGAAAAAUUCACAAAAUCUAAUAAAAAACAGAAAUCAAAUGGAUGUUAGCGAAUAUAAAUCAUCAAAAUCCUUAGCUGAAAUAUAUGAAGAGGAAUAUGGGCUUAAAAAAAAUGAUGAUGAGAGUUCGAAUACUAAUAUAACUAAAGAAUUGGAAAAAUCUCAUAAAGAAAUCGAAUCAAUGUAUCAAUUAUUAUCACAUAAAUUAGACGCUUUAUGUUCUGCUCACUUCAUUCCAAAACCUGCUCAAAAGGAAAUUGAUAUUAAAGUCAAUACUUCAACGAUAACAAUGGAAGAUGCUCAACCGUUAUCAAUGUCGAAUGAAACUACACUAGCACCACAAGAAAUCUAUAAGCCUACUGUUGGUAUAGAUAGUAAAGAAGUUAAACUCAAGAGUGGGUUGAUCAUCUCCAAAAAUGAAUUAUCGAGAGAUGAUAAAAACAGGCUACGUAGAGCAAAUAAAAGGAAGAGAUCUAAGAUGCUCAAGAGCAAAGUUGAAAAUAAGAAGUUUAAGAAAAAUGAUAAAAAUGAUGUUAUUCAGACACUUAAAAAGGCUAAUGUUACUGUGAUUGGUAAGAAGGGCGAGAAAACAGAUGUGUAUGGUGAGGAGAAAAAAGAAAAUGGACCUUUGACAAGCAAUAACCUUAGACUAUGAUUUACAGAAAGAUAAUAGGUUUAUAGUAAAGGUUGUAGAUUCUAAACAAAAAAGAAUAAAUAUUUCUUUAAAAUGUUUCCUGAUAAUGAUGAAUUAUAUCAAUAUGUACUCUCAUGCAUGUUAAAAUGUGGAUAUUGAUAAUAAUAAACACUUGACAACGUGAAAAAAGCAGUGUAUUAACAGGAGUUUAACAUUAAUUGAAAGUAGAAUAAAUAAGAAAAUA
Messenger RNA from Ascoidea rubescens DSM 1968, 1340 nucleotides. RefSeq names its product rRNA-processing protein MPP10 (gene MPP10). Gene Ontology annotation, biological process: rRNA processing. NCBI's taxonomy places the organism in Eukaryota, Fungi, Ascomycota, Saccharomycetes, Ascoideales, Ascoideaceae. The record is from RefSeq and is a predicted model, not a curated record. Gene Ontology annotation, cellular component: nucleus; small-subunit processome; Mpp10 complex. The transcript has a single exon. Bases 122 to 1117 code for a protein of 331 amino acids.